Messenger RNA from Rasamsonia emersonii CBS 393.64, 894 nucleotides. Its product is annotated as Hsc70 cochaperone (SGT). The transcript has 2 exons. Gene Ontology annotation, cellular component: TRC complex; membrane. NCBI's taxonomy places the organism in Eukaryota, Fungi, Ascomycota, Eurotiomycetes, Eurotiales, Trichocomaceae. Gene Ontology annotation, molecular function: protein binding; molecular adaptor activity. The record is from RefSeq and is a predicted model, not a curated record. Bases 1 to 894 code for a protein of 297 amino acids. Gene Ontology annotation, biological process: post-translational protein targeting to endoplasmic reticulum membrane.
AUGCAGGAUGCCCUCGGCGGACAGUCUCUUGCCAAUAUCUACAGCGUGUACGAGAAACUCAAGGGCAAGACAGGCGGCGCUGCUGGUGCGGCAGCUGAAACAUCUGCCUCCAAGGCAGGCGAAGAGACGAAGUCGCCCAAGUCGAACGCCACUCCGGAGUCGGACAGACUGAAGUCAGAAGGCAACGCAGCCAUGGGCCGCAAGGACUAUGCCGCCGCUAUCAAGCUAUACACGCAGGCACUCGAAAUCGCUCCUUCGAAUCCUAUCUACCUCUCCAACCGCGCCGCUGCGUACUCCGCUUCGGGUCAACAUGCCAAGGCUGCCGCAGAUGCAGAGCAGGCCGUGUCCGUGGAUCCGAAAUAUGCGAGGGCGUGGAGCCGACUGGGUCUUGCCAGGUAUGAACUGGGAGAUGCCAAGGGAGCUGUCGAGGCGUAUGAAAGGGGUAUCGAGGCCGAAGGCAAUGGCGGUAGCGACGCCAUGAAGAGAGGUCUUGAGACGGCCCGGAGAAAGGUGGAAGAGAUGAAGCGUGCAGAGUCCGGAUCGCCUGUGGAAGAGGUUGGUAACGCUUCUGGAUCGUCUCGAGGCGGUGCGGGUGGCAUGCCCGACCUGUCUUCUCUGGCCAGUAUGUUGGGUGGCGGACGCGGCGGCGGCGGCGGUGGUAUGCCAGAUCUGAGCUCGCUCAUGAACAACCCCAUGUUUGCGAGCAUGGCCCAAAACCUGAUGAAGAACCCGGAGAUGCUCAACAACCUCAUGAGCAACCCUCGCUUGCGGGAAAUGGCAGAGAACUUUAGCAAGGGGGGUGGUUUGCCAGACAUGUCGACCCUCAUGAGUGACCCCUCGAUUGCUGAGAUGGCUCGCAACAUGAUGGGCGGUGGCGCCGGCCGAGGACGGUGA